GCAUGGUACUGACCUGGCAGGAUCCACUUUGGGAUAAGGAUUCCAAAAGAGCAAGAGGUACCGGGAAGCACCUGUUAUCUGCACAGACCCCUUUGCCUGCUACUGCCCCACAGGGAACAGGUCAGCGGAAUGUUUUCCUUCCUCCCUACCCCAUUUUCCUCUCCUCCAGCAGCUGCUCCGUUCCUCCCGCCCUCUCCCAGUGACUGCAGUGCCCUCCCCAGGUCAUGCAUCAUCUGCGCUGCAGUCCCUUCCACAUCCCCUGCAGAACAGCCCUACCCUACCACCUCCCUCUCCCACCCCACGAUUUCCACCGCCCUCCUCCCCUGCAUAUCUCACUCCACCCCACUGAAUUCUUCCCACUGCAGGGAGCUGCUGAGGACCCACAUGGUCCAUCCCUGGAUUUUCCAAGCACUGACUCUCCAUCCUCUCUGACCACAGCCAGGGGACACAUGCCACUGCCUGCCCAGCGUCCAUCCAUGGAGGUGACCACUGUGUCCCCAUCUCCUGCCCACUCAUCCACUGAGGGAGAUGAUCUCUGUGAGACAGAUGUCACCAGAGUGGCCAUACACAGUGUGACACUGCUCAUCUGCCUCUGUGGGCUUGCUGGGAACGGGGCUGUCAUCUGGGUCCUCGGGUUCCACAUCCAGAGGAACACUCUGAAACCCAUCACUGCCUACACCUUUGACCUGGCCAUCAUCAACUUCCUCUUCCUCAUCUUCAUGGUCCCCUCCACUCUGCUCUUCCUGCUGGAGGAUUUCUCCUGCUCUGCCAUCAUGCCCCCACCAUCCAUACGCUGCCUUUUCCUCCUCUUUGUGAUGUUCCACACCGUAGGGCUGUACCAGCUGACAGCCAUCAGCAUUGAGAGGUGCAGGUCCCUCCUCUGCCCACCUGGGCUCUUCUGCCACCUUUCCCAGGACCUCUCAUGGGUGGUGGUGAGUGCCGUGCUCUGGGCCCUUUCCAUCACUGCCAUCGCUGCCAUUUCUGUGGUGACUUCCCUGUGCCAGUCACAGGAACACAAGCUCUGCGGGGGGGCUCUCAUCUCCCUGUACAUCCUCAACUUCCUCGUCUUUGCUCCAUCCAUGGUCAUCUCCAGCACAAUCCUCUUCAUUCAUUUCUAGGGUAGCUCCCAGCAGCAGCAAUCCAAGGGGCUCUACAUCAUUGUCUUCCUCACUGUGCUCCUCACUCUCCCCCUCAGUCUCUGGAAUUUCCUGCAGCAGCUUGGCUUCCUCACUGUGUCCCCCCAGGUUGUUCUCCUGUUUGCCUGCAUGCACAGCAGCAUCAACCCCUUCAUCCACAUCUCAGUAACAAAGUGCUGGAGGCGCUGCUCCAUGGAGUCCCUCAGGGAGUGCCUCCAGAAAGUCUUUGAGGAGCCAGGAGGGAGCAGUGCCCCCAGUAAUGAUGCCACCAGGGACACAGGGGGAGCUGCUGAGGAGCCACAUGGUCCACCCCUGGAUUCUCCAAGCACUGACUCCCCAUCCACUCUGACCACAGCCAGAGGCCACAUCCCACUGCCUGCCCAGCAUCCAUCCAUGGAGGUGAGCACCAUGACCCCUCUUUUAAGUAGAGCAGCUGAUGGACCUGGUCAGUGUGAGAUCAAUGUCUCCAGCAUGGCCAUGCACUUUGUGACACUGCUCGUUGGCCUCUCUGGGCUGGCUGGGAAUGGGGCUUUCCUCUGGCUCCUCCAAAUUAAUGCCAUCACUGACUUCAUCUUCAACCAGGCCAUCACCGACUUCCUCUUCCUCAUCUUCAUGGUCCCCUCCACCCUUGUCUUCCUUGUGGAGGAAGUGUCCUGCUCUGCUAUAAUGGCCCCAAUGUAUAUGAGCCUGCUUUUCCAGUUGUCGCUGUUCGCCUACAACAUGGGGCUGUACCGCCUGACAUUCAUCAGCAUCGAGAGGUGCAGGUCCAUCCUCUGCCUGGUAUUCUGUGGUUGCCAAUUUCCUGAGCGCCUGCUGUGGGUGUUGAUGAGUGUCCUGUUCUGGGCCUUUCUCUUUGUUGUCAUCGCUGUCAAUCCCAUGGUGACUUCCCAGUGCCAGUCACAUGAGCAGGAGCAAUGCCAGGUGGCUCUCACCUCCAUGUACGCCCUCAACCUCUUCCUAUUUGCUGCACCCAUGGUCAUUUCCAGCACAAUCCUCUUCAUUCAUCUCAAGCCUGGCUCCCAGCAGCAGCACAAGAGGCUUGACAUCGUUAUCUUCCUUGUUGCACUCUUCAGUCUGCCCCUCAGUGUCUGGUCUCUCCUGCAGCAGCUCGGUUACACGGCUGUGCCCUCCCAGGUGGUUUUCCUGCUCACCUGCAUCACCAGCAGCAUCAAACCCUUCAUCUACUUCUUGGUGGGAAGCUGGAAGAGAGACUGCUCCAUGGGGAGCUGCUGGAGACAGUGCUCCAUGGAGAGCUGCAGGAAGCACUCCUCCAGGCAGUCCCUAAGGAAGGCGAUCCACAGGGUGUUUGAGGAGCCAGAAGAAAACACUGCCAGUGGAGAUGAUCCCUCUGUGGACACAGUGCUCUGAGCCUGUUGAUCCCUUCCACUGCACUGCUGAGGAACCCUGGAACAGUGGCUGAGAGAUUCCUUGAGUCUCCUGAUCAAUAAAUCCCCACAGGGUCACCCUCCCUGUGCUGGUGCAUCCCCAGCCCCUUUCCAGCCCGCUCUGGGCUCUGAUCCGUGCUUGGGAGGCCUCAGCCUUGAGGAGCAGCCCCUGGGCUCAGCUCCUGUGGCGCUGAUCAGAAACACCCUCUGCUCCCAGGAGCUGCUGCUGUCCAACCACCUCCUGGGGUUUUAUCCACAGCCUUGGAAAGUACUGUGCUCCCCUGAAUGCCACAGCAUCCCUGCUCUCCCACUGUCACGGGAGCUGCCAGCCCCAAGUGUGGCCAGGGUGAAACAUGGCUGAGAGUGACGCCCAUCCCUUGGGGCCCUGGGAGCAGCGGCCCAAAAGGAGACCCUUGGAGCUCUCCUGGCCCAGCAGCGCUGAGCAGAAGCUCCCUGGCUCUGGGGCCUCUCCGGGCUGGGAUCUCUCCGUCUGCUGCCCUCGGCUGAUCCCCGAACGCCGACGGCUCCUGGGCCCAUCCCCCCAGGGCUCGAGGCCCAGCCCUUGGCACAGGGAGGAGAUGCCAAGGGAUCCACAGGGAGCGUUUGCCCCUAAACCACGGCAGACCUCUUACUCUGUUUCUGCAUUGGCUCCAGCCACGUUUUUCAUCCUCUGUUCUCCGGUGGAGCACAUUGGAACUAUGCUUUCCUCCCCCCUCCUGUAUCCUAGAACCCUAUGGCCAGGAGGAGCAGAGACACUGCCAGGGGUCCCUGGUGGAGUGGGGCAGGAUUGGGGUUGUUGAGGGGGAAAGAGGGCCCCAGGGACGGUCUGGGGUUUUGGAGGUGAUUUCAGACGGGUCAGGAGAGAGUCAGAGGGGGUAGGAGGGGAUCUGGAUCUGGCAAUCCCAAAUCACCCACUGGAGAGCAGAGCCUGACAGGCUGCACUUGUAGCGGAGGAAUGGUUGUGUCUCGGAAAGCUCUGGGAUGUGAUAGGAUGGGGUGAGGAUGGAGAUGGGAUGGGGAGAGGAUAGGGAGCCACUGAGCUCUGCUUCCUUUGGCCCUGUGAAUGUUUGGCAAUGAUCAUGGAGCUGUUCCCAGAAUGGGAGCUGUUUCUGACAAGCAGACAGAUCCUUAGGCAGCACUGCCAGCAUUCCAGUGUCACCAGCAUCACCAGCAUCCCUCUGCUGCUGGAGGAACAAUGACCCCUCAGGGAAGGGAAACGAGGAAUGGUAGAAACCUUCCAGGUGAGGGAAUGCAGUUGAAGAAUGGGACACUCUCCUGGGAAGGAGUGUUUCUAAUUAGGGGGAAAUGAGGAGCCAUUCACAAAUGUUAUAAACAGGUGCUAUAGUGAUUGACCCUCGCAAGUGCUGAAUGAAUAUUACCUGUGUUAUAAUGGUAAAAGAAGCUCUAUUGAGAUUUAGAGUUUUUCUAAUGUGAGUACUGUGUUCAUGUCGAAAGUUGUAACGCUGAUCUCUGACCAUUGUGGGCAGUCACAGCCCGAAGCGCUGCACAAACUCCAGGAAGGCGGGACGGAGGCGGAGCUGUGUUGGAAAAGGAGAAUGUGUCUGAAUGUGGGGGAAGGAUUACUGGCGGGUGGCUGACCAAGAGGGUACAAAGCCAGUUUCUGUUUUGAGCAGUGUGCCUCUGGACCUUAUUUUGUCCAGUGUUGUAGUUUAAUAAACUUUUUAAAAUUUUACAAA
Haemorhous mexicanus (house finch) is the source of this 4218-nucleotide messenger RNA. RefSeq lists its product as uncharacterized. NCBI's taxonomy places the organism in Eukaryota, Metazoa, Chordata, Aves, Passeriformes, Fringillidae. Gene Ontology annotation, cellular component: membrane. Gene Ontology annotation, molecular function: G protein-coupled receptor activity. The record is from RefSeq and is a predicted model, not a curated record. Gene Ontology annotation, biological process: G protein-coupled receptor signaling pathway.